This is a messenger RNA of Branchiostoma floridae (Florida lancelet), 1503 nucleotides long. Its product is annotated as NIF3-like protein 1. Bases 16 to 1221 code for a protein of 401 amino acids. The transcript has 5 exons. Lineage: Eukaryota; Metazoa; Chordata; Leptocardii; Amphioxiformes; Branchiostomatidae. Gene Ontology annotation, cellular component: mitochondrion; cytoplasm. The record is from RefSeq and is a predicted model, not a curated record.
UUCAUAUAUGAGAGCAUGUGGAGGAGGAUGCUAUGGAGGAACUCACUUGGUAGAACAGUUUGUUGCAAAUCAUUCAGUUCCUUCUUUAAAAAUACUCUAUCUAAACACUGCCAACCACAGCAUUUCAGUGCAAAGACUCUCUCUACAACCGUGUCAACCAAAAUGGCGGACUUAGUGAAAGUUGUGACCGUGCUGAACGGUUUUGCUCCUCCGAGUCUAGCUGAGAGCUGGGAUAACGUUGGCCUCUUGGUAGAACCGUCCCCUCCUCACGAGGUCUCACGGAUGCUCCUCACGAACGAUCUGACAGAGGGCGUUCUUGCAGAAGCUGUUGACAAGAAGGCGAACUUUAUCCUGUCGUACCAUCCUCCGAUCUUCGUGCCCCUGAAGAGGCUGACGCAGAGAAGUUGGAAGGAGAGGAUCGCAGUGAGGUGUCUGGAGAACCGUAUUGCUGUGUACUCUUCGCACACCGCGUACGAUGCUGUGAAGGGAGGCGUAAACGACUGGCUGGCAUCUGGGUUAGGUGUUGGACAGGUAUCUCCUCUGGAGGCAUCAUUACAGCCACAUCCCCAGGGCCAUGUGUUCUUACUGGAGGUGUUAGCUGACAAGUCAUCUGCCCUCACCCUGCAGGGGAAACUUACAGCCUUACAGCAGGGACAUGUCACCACACAGGAUGUAACCACAGGUAGUGGCGACUGCACCAGGAUCAACGUAAGGUGUUCCCAGCAUGCAUUGGUACAGGCCGUCGACUGUGUCAAUCAAACUCUUGGAGACAAGGCUGGCACAAGUCUUCAAGUGGUGAAACUAGAAAAGCCCCCCCUCCCAGGUGCAGGAAUGGGACGGCUGGUGACCUUGGCCGACCCUGUCACACUGUCAGCCCUGCUAUCCAGGGUCAAGACUCAUCUGGGACUGAACUAUGUCAGGCUGGCCAUGGGGGAGGGCAGGACCAUGGAAGGUUCUACUGUACGAAGUGUCGCCCUGUGUGCUGGAUCGGGCGGCAGCGUACUGAAGGGGGUCAAAGCCGACGUUUACCUGACAGGAGAGAUGUCUCAUCACGACGUCCUGGAUGCUGUUGCCAUGGGAACUAGUGUCAUCCUUUGUGAACACAGCAACACCGAGAGGGGUUUCCUACGUGUCUUGCAGGGGCAGUUGACAGCAAUGUUAGAUGGGAAGGUUGAAGUGAUGGUGUCAGAUGUUGACAAGGAUCCACUUGAAGUUGUGUAGAAUUGAAAAUCUAUGAUAUCCAAGUUGCUGAUCCUUAUAUUAUAAUACCAGUAAGUGCUAAUUUUCUGCAAGGCCUCUUUUCCACUAGACCACGAUCAUUGCUGAGCGACUUUCCAAGGACCAAACUCGAUAUGCGUGACCCUUAAUUUUGAAAUAGGAAUGUAGUGGACGAUCAACUCUUAGUAUUCCACUGGAUGCAUAGUACGGCCACAUUAGAAAAAAAACAUGAAUGUAAAGUUAUUUGAAGAGAUGUAUCUAUGCAGCAUUAGUAAUCCUAAGAUA